CUCAAUACUAUAGAUCUCAUUCUAUAAAUAUAGAUAUGUGACAUUUUCAUCAUUUGCUUUCCCCUUUCCACAGGACAAAACCCAUUAGCCCCUCAUUAUUCCUUAUAAUAUUAUUCCGCAUUCUUCACUCUUUCAAAUUCUCUCUUCACUCUCUACUUCAUGGCGAAUAAUACUAAUACUAAUAAUAAUAAUAAUAAUAAUAAUAAUAAGCCACAAGAAGAAGCUUUAAAAUACCAGACAUGGGUCUUGAAAGUCUCAAUUCACUGUGAAGGCUGUAAGAGAAAAGUCAAGAAAGUUCUUCAAAGCAUCGAAGGGGUUUAUACAACGACCAUUGAUUCUCAACAGCACAAAGUUACAGUCACCGGAAACGUCGAUGCCGAAACCCUUCUAAAAAAGCUAUUGAGAUCAGGAAAACUCGCCGAGCUUUGGCCUGAAAAUAAGCCUUCCGAGAAGAAAAAGUCCGGAAAAUCAAAGAAGCAAAAAGCUGCAGAUAAUACUACUACUCCCGAUCAAGAACCUGCCAACGACGACGGAGAUGAUCAGGCCGUUAAAAAUGACGGCGGUAGUGCUAACGACAACGUAGAUGGAAAAGAAGCCAAUAAUGAAGAUGACGGCGAUAACGACGAAGCCGAUGGAGAUAACGGCGAAGGCGGUGGCGGAAGUAACGACGGUGCCAAAAAGAAGAAAAAGAAGAAGAAGAAGAAAGGUGGGCAAAACGGGAAUAAUUCGUGUAACAAUGCCGGCGGCGAUAAUCCCGGCGAGUUUUUUCCUCCGGGGGACAUAGGUCCGACGAACGUGAUGACGUCAGCAAAUCAUCAUGGGCAACCAAUUCAGCACGUGUUUCCUUACCCGCCAACUUUUAGUUACAAUAACCAACAAACUCCGGUUAUGUACGGAUUAAGUUACAAUACAAGUUACCCAACCCAUAACGCUUCUUAUUUUGCUCCCUCAUUAAUGCAUGGUGAUUAUUUGUUCUCUCAUCAUUCAGAGAUGUAUUCUUUACCGUCCGAUCAAACGUAUAGCGACGGUGAUGAUGAUGAUGAUGAUGACGGGACUGGAUGCUCCAUUAUGUGAUCUGAUCUUAGCUAGCUAAAAAGAGAUCAUCAUGAUAGAUAAUAAUGGCCACGUGGAAUGAAGGGUACCAUAUACGUAGAAUAUCUAUUCAUAUACUAUAAUGAUGAUUAUCAUAAGUACUGUACUAUUUAUAUGGGGAUGAAUUUUGUACUAUUUAUACAUUAAUUAGCCAAAUUUAUUAAUUAAUUAUAUAUAUAGUGUGUGUGUGUGUAAGAAUAGGGGCGAAAUAAGGUUUGUGUUGUAACUUGUAUUUAAAAAUUAAGAGGGAGCUUUAUUAAUAUUAAUGGGGUACUUAUGCUU
Cannabis sativa is the source of this 1374-nucleotide messenger RNA. RefSeq names its product heavy metal-associated isoprenylated plant protein 36. The coding region runs from base 160 to 1074 and encodes 304 amino acids. Gene Ontology annotation, molecular function: metal ion binding. Lineage: Eukaryota; Viridiplantae; Streptophyta; Magnoliopsida; Rosales; Cannabaceae. The record is from RefSeq and is a predicted model, not a curated record. The transcript has 3 exons.